AUGACUCUUCCUUCACACGUGAACCUCAUCAUCGCAACCGCUACGAUAUGCACCAUCCUUAUCAUCACCCGCUGCAGCUAUCGCCUGUUCUUCCCAUGCAAGCAACACCCCGAGUGCCACCGACGAUGGCGUGUUGACGAUAGUUAUAUGGCCUUUGCCCUACUACCGCUCAUUGUACGCACGGUACUGAUGACCUGGAGCUUCUCCCUUGACCCAGAGACUUCACACGACCCGGCGACACUAAGAGAGGCACAUGCCUUAGGGAAGACUGUGGACGAGAUCGACGCGGACCGCAAGCUGGCGUUGAUACUCCUAAUGCCUGUCCGUAUCACCUACGCUCUCUUUCUAUGGUCAUUGAAGCUUUGCCUGCUCUCGUUUUACUCACGCUUUGUGAGUCACCUAAAAUGGGGAAAGGUGGCUACCAUUACGCUGUGGUGGACAAUCAUGUUUACUUUCGUUGGCGUCUUGAUCACCACUCUGGCAGAGUGCCGGCCGCUCCAUUUGAAUUGGGAUAUUGUGCCCGAGAACGAGCGUGACUCUUGUAGUCAAGGAGUAGCGAACCUCUUGGUCAUGGCGGUUUCCAACGCCGUGACAGACAUUGCGCUUCUCAUUCUUCCCUUUCCUAUGCUGUACAAUACACAGCUUGAUCGCAAACACAAAGGCCAGCUUUCGGUUCUUUUCGGAAUCGGUAUCAUUGUUGUCGCCAUCACUAUUGUCCGAAUCCCCCUUAUCUUCAUGUCUUCCGUCACACAAAGCUCCCGCUCCCUGUGGGCUUCGAUUGAGAUCCUCUGCGCUUGUGUCGUGGCUAACGCAGCCUUUUUCUACGCAAUUGUCAAAGACCUCCAGAGUCGCAGCCAUUCUCACGGCAGCUCUAACAACAUGCCCAGCAAUGAUUUCUACCUUCAGAGUCUCCAGUCCACCUCUCGAGCCCCUAAUGAGCGUAAGAGAGGAGAGGUAGUCGAGCAGAUUGACUUAGAGGAGUCUCGGCCUCCAACUGGAAACGGAUCUGAUCAUUCGCUUUGGACUGGGUUACAUUCUGGGAACAAUAAGUCAUAG
Ilyonectria robusta is the source of this 1056-nucleotide messenger RNA. RefSeq lists its product as uncharacterized. The coding region runs from base 1 to 1056 and encodes 351 amino acids. The record is from RefSeq and is a predicted model, not a curated record. The transcript has 6 exons. Lineage: Eukaryota; Fungi; Ascomycota; Sordariomycetes; Hypocreales; Nectriaceae.